Molecule: messenger RNA, 8973 nt
Organism: Xyrauchen texanus (razorback sucker)
Lineage: Eukaryota; Metazoa; Chordata; Actinopteri; Cypriniformes; Catostomidae
Gene: obsl1a
Product: obscurin like cytoskeletal adaptor 1a
Exons: 25
Coding region: 394-7311 (2305 amino acids)
Molecular function (GO): protein binding
Source: RefSeq, a predicted model, not a curated record
AUUGCAAGUAGUGCAAACCAAAAGGAGAGCUUAGUCACGAUGAGAGGCACGUAUGAGAAUUAUAAAAAAGAAUAACAGAUCAAUCUGAGUGGAAUAGAAGAUUAGAAGAUCAACUUGAGCGGAUUACUCUCAGUGUUAAGAGGACAGAAUAUUUUCCAUGAGCUCCUGCCAUUUCAAUGCUAUUGAUUCAAAUGUUUUCAAAUCAUAGCAAACACGGAGGUCAAAAGUAACUUUUUAAUAUCCUUAGUCUGAAGAGGAGGUGAUUUAGGGACGCCCAAAGGCUGCUUUAAGACUGCCAUUACUCCAGAGACGCAGUUGGGUACGUGCCACAGAAACUUUGCCAUUCCUCAUUCCAAUAAUAACAUAGACAGUAAGUGAUCACCAGACAGAGUUAUGGAUGUUUUUGGAGGUGCUCCACGUGUGCUUGGUUACCCACGCCCAGUACUGGUGAACUCUGGAGCAGACGCUGUGCUUCAUUGUCAGAUUGUUGGAGAUCCCCAACCAGAUGUGAUCUGGGAGCGAAAGAAUGAGCCUAUCUUCCCUGAGGGUCGUUACCGUAUUGCCCAAAAUGACAAGGUGUACACCCUUUACAUUUCUGGGGUGACAAUUCAAGAUGCAGGACAGUAUAUCUGCAAGGCCAAGAACAGUAUUGGGGAAACCUAUGCAGCUGCUACCCUUAAAGUGGAAGAGGAGAAACAAGAGCUUCAGCAAACACAACAACAACAACAACAACAACAACAACAUGACGUAAAUGUGAUUCCACCAGAACAGGAACUCAAAAUCAAGAAGCAACAGCAGUUCGAGCUGGUACAUGAAGCAGACCCAUUCCAAGACAACAAGCCUCGAUUUUUGAUCAAACCUCUCUCUCUAAGAAUAGAUAAGGGUGAAGAUGCUGCUUUCUCCUGCAAGCUGUGGGGAGACCCCUUGCCGGCGGUGGUGUGGGCGAAAGAUGGCAAACAAUUGAAUGAGAUCUAUGAGAGUUCCCAUUACCAUGUGGGCCAGCAAGAUGGUGGCUGGUUCCAGCUCAAGGUCUUUAGAACAAGAGCCCAAGAUGGAGGUGUCUACACAUGCAAAGCGGUCAAUGAGCACGGGGAAGCAAUGGCUGGAGCAGUGCUCCUCAUAGAGCCCGUUCCAGAUCAGAGAGAGGGAAACGUGACAAAUGGCUACACAAAUGGCCACUGGUCACCACACCAAAGUAAAGAAAUGCAUUCGAGGGCCAAACACUCUAAACAGCCUCAGCUGAACGUUGCAAAGGCUAAGAAGUUCACUGUCACAGAGGGCAAACAUGCCAAGUUCCGUUGUUAUGUCACAGGCAAGCCCAAGCCAGAGAUAGUGUGGAAGAAAGAUGGAGAGUCUGUUGCGCCGGACCGAAGGCAUCUCAUUUAUGAAGAUAGAGAGGGGUACUACACUCUGAAAGUACUGUACUGCAAGCAGCAGGAUACUGGACUCUACAUAUGUGCGGCCUCAAACGCGCUGGGAAACACACUGAGUGCCGUGCAUCUGUCAGUAAAAGGGCCAAAAGUCCGGUUCAAGCGAGAUCUGCGGGAUGUAGAGGUUAGGGAGAGGGAUGUUGCUGUUCUGGAAUGUGAAGUUCCAGAAGAGUCCAUUUCCACAGCAUGGUACCUGGAGGAUCAGAGGCUUCAACCUGGGAACAAGUAUAGCAUAGAACAGAAGGGCACACGGAGACAGCUCACCAUACGAGACGUUGGUGCAGACGAUGAUGGAGUUUACCUGUGCGAAAUGCCUGAUGGUGGAAAGUGCAUUGCAGAACUGGCAGUUAAAGGUACAAUUGUGAAGAAACUUCCUCGGAGGUUAGAAGUGAUGGAGGGAGAGAACGCAGCGUUCUGUGUGGAAGUGGAGCAGGAUGAGAUGGAGAUCGGCUGGUUUAAAGAUGGACUGCAGUUACGAGAAACACAUCAGACCAUUAUCAAGUCCUUUGGUAAAACCCACAUCCUGGUCUUUGUCAACACAUCAUACCAAGACUCUGGCACAAUCACUUUUAUGGCAGGCAGGUCACUGACAAGCUGCAAGCUCAGAGUAAAAGCUGUUCGACACUGCCCACCUAUCUGCCCUGUGAGUGUCCAGAUGAAUUCUGACUGUCCAAAUGGUGCAAUCCUUUCCUGGACACCAUCAACUAACUUGCAAAACUCCAGUAAGUCCGUGUAUGUGCUAGAACGGCAAGAAGUGGGCUCUCAGGAGUGGCAGCGAUGCCUGACAAUGGAGACGGGCACGUCUGCUGAAGUCCUGGGUGACAGUGUGCCAUGUGAGGGUGAUUACCGUUUCCGCAUCAGCUGUGUUAAUAAAUAUGGCAGAAGUGGGCACGUGGAGUUCCCCAACUUAGUACAUCUAGUCCCAGGUCCAAAGAUCAAAACCCCUCUGAAGAAUGCUGUGGUUGCUGCAGGGGAAGAUGCUGUAUUCUUCAUUGAGCUCUCUACUUCCAUGAUUGGCACAUGGUUCCUGAACAGCACACAGCUGCAGGAGAGCGAACGCUUCUCCAUAACUCAGUCAAAGAGUGAACACAUUUUACAAAUCCAUCAGGUGCUUGAUGUGUUUGAUGGAGCUGAGAUCACCUUCAUUGCGAAUGGCGUACGAGAUUCGGCAGUUCUACAGAUUAUAACACCUGUGGUGAAAUUUUUACCUCUGUCAGAGAUGGACACAAAGAAGACCACUGAGGUGGGAGACCCUAUUGUGCUGUACUGUGAGGUAUCCCAUCCCACGGCCAUUGUUCGGUGGUUUAAAGAUGAACAGGAGCUACAUUUACAGGACGGUCUGAAUAUCCAAUCAGAUGGCAACAUGAGGAGGAUUGUCAUUCAAUCUGCAGAGUACUCACAUUCUGGAGUUUACACCUGCCAACUGAAUAAUGACACUCUCACAUUUAAUGUGAAUGUGGAAGCACCCAGCUCUGUGUUUGAGAGUCUGUCAGAAGCAGAGAGGAAAAGGUCUGUAGAAGCAGGAGAUCCAAUAGUCCUCCGCUGUGAGGUGUCAAACCCUGAAGCUGAGGUGUGCUGGUUUAGCAACGGCAAGCCUCUAUCUCUCCAGGAUGGCAUAGAUAUUCAGACAAAUGGGAACAUCAGGACACUAGUCAUCCAGUCCGCAGAUUUUAACGACUCUGGGAUAUAUAGUUGUCAGUCAGCUGAUGAUGUAGCUGUGUUUCAUGUGGACAUUUCAGUCCCCCCUGUGGCAUUUAAAGAGGUUCCUCAGGAAGAGAGACAGAAAAGCACAAUGGAGCUGGACCCUGUGGUGCUGACCUGUGAACUGUCCCGACCAGAUGCCAAUGCCUGCUGGUUUAAAGAUGGAACUGAGGUUCUUCAAUCAGACAACAUCACCAUCCAGUCUGAAGGCACCAUGAGAAGACUAAUAAUCCGUUCAGCAGAGCUGGUCGAUGCAGGGACAUACACUUGCCAAGCAGGCGACCACACCACAUCCUUUUCUGUCAACAUUAAAGAACCACCAGUUACAAUUGUGGACCCAAAAGAUGACGUCCAUAUUGAGCGUCAUGUCUCUGAGGAGAUUGUCUUAAACUGCGAGCUCUCUCGUUCUAAUGGAGAGACUCACUGGUUUAAAGAUGGCCUAAAGCUCCAGGAGAGUGAAAAUCUCCAGCUCAGCGCUGAAGGCCCAUACAGGAGGGUAACCAUUCUCUGUGCCUCCAGAUGGGAUUCUGGAGAGUACGUGUGUGACACAGGGGGUGACUCCGUUUUCUUUCAGCUCAUUGUCACAGAGGCUCCGGUCUGCAUCGUUCACCCCAGUGAGUCGGAAGUAGAGAUGUGUGUUCUGAGCUCUGAGAGGCUGAUUCUGAGCUGUGAGAUCUCCAAAGCAGAAGCAGAAGUUUGUUGGUAUCGUGACGGCAUCGAGGUUGAUGAGAAUGAUAACCUGAUCCUGGAGAAUGAUGGACGUUACCGCAGACUAGUGAUUCCCUGUGCUACUAUUGAUGAUUCUGCGGAAUAUGUAUGUGAGACUGCAGAUGACUCUGUCAUCUUUAUGGUGAAAAUACAAGCACAAAUGUGUGUUCCAGAGAGACACUUCCAAUGGAAGUCAAUGGGAUCAAUCUUUCUUUCUUUCACCACAGAGCCCCCUGUAAAGCUCUCUUGCUCCAAGGAAACAGGCAGCAUUACAGAGAGUUUGUCAGGUGACCCUGUGGUCCUUGAGCUUGAGGUGUCCCGUGAUAAUGCAGAGGUGUGCUGGAUGAAGGAUGGAGUAAAGGUGGAGGAGAGCAGCGACAUCACACUUACUGAGAACGGCUUGAUACGCACACUGACCAUCCAUUGUCCAACUCUGAAGGAUUCUGGGAUAUAUACCUGCAACGCUAUAGAUGACACAAUGGAUUUCAACGUCAAAAUUACUGAGGCACCAGUUAAACUCCUGAAUAAAGAUGAGAUCAAGACUGAGCACAAGGCUGUGUUGUAUGAUGACAUUGUAUUGGAGUGUGAGCUGUCCAGGGCCAAUAGUGAGGUCAGCUGGUAUAAAAAUGGCAGGCCGAUUGAGGAGAACGAACGCUUCUGUUUUGAGGAGGAAGGGGCCUUCCGAUCCCUGGUCAUUCUCUGCGCAGAGCUUCAAGACUCUGGAGAAUAUAUCCUAAAUACAAAAGAUGACAGGAUUACUUUUCAUGUCACAGUACAAGAACCUCUAGUGAAGAUCACUAGCAUCUCUGGUGGUCCCGAUUACCAGGAGAUGGUGACAGGAGAAGACCUCAUCUUAACUUGUGAGGUUUCACGAGCCAAUGCAGUAGUUCAGUGGCUCUUCAAUGACAAGCCAUUGGUCCCCGAUGAGCGCAUACGUGUCGAAUGCCUCGGGACACUCCGCAAACUGAUCUUAUCCAACAUCCUCCUCUCUGACUCUGGGAAAUACAUGUGUGAUGCUGUUGAUGACAAGAUGAUAACCAUUGUUAAAGUUCAAGAGCCUCCUGUCAGUUUCCUCAACAAAGAGGAGGUGAGUUUUGUCACAGGCUAUGAAGCAGAGAGCGUGACUAUGACUGCCUUGGUUUCCAGACACAAUGCCCCAGUGCGCUGGCUUAAAGACUGGACUCCAGCCACUGGAGAUCGUUUUCAUAUAACCAGCCAAGGCCUGACUCGCACUUUCACCAUUGACCCAUUAAAGAGGUCAGAUGCUGGAGAGUACACAUGCGAUGCAAAUACAGAUGAGAUGCACUUCAGUCUCCUGGUCAAAGAGAUGCGUGUUAAAUUUGUGAAGACACUGGUUGACACUGUGGCUCACAAAGAUGGUAUGAUCACACUACGCUGUGAGCUGUGUAAGGCCAAAGCAGAUGUCCAGUGGUUAAAGAAUGGAGUUGAGAUCAUUCCCAGCCGUCGGUUCACUAUCCGUGCCGAUGGGCCAGAGAGGAGUCUCACCAUCCAUCGUAUCACCAAAGAAGAUGCCGGAGAGUACGCUUGUGAGUCCAAAGAUGACUGCACCAGCGCCCAAGUAAAGGUGCAAUUGCCCCGUGUGGUGGAAUUCCUUACAGAGCUUCACAACACCACAGUCAUGGAAGGUGAGGACGCUACCUUUAAGUGUGUGGUCUCCCCUGAUGACGUUCAGUUAGUCUGGCUCAUGGAUGGAGAACCCAUCAAACCCAGCGAUCGCUUCCAUAUGGAGCAGAACAGCCUCUGUCACACUCUGAAUAUCCGUAAGGUCCAGCUACUGGAUUCCUCCCGUAUCACUGCAGAGGCUGAGGGCAUCAUUUCUAAGGCCAGCCUCAAGGUCCAGGAGGCACAGGUGUUGUUUACAAAGAGAAUGGAUGCAGUGAUGGCUGAGGAGUUUGGGGAGGCUGUGUUAGAGACAGAAGUGAGCCUGGAGUCUGGGGAGGUGCAGUGGAUAAGACAGGGGGUGGUGAUCCAGCCAGGACCCCGACAUAAACUGACCAAGAAUGGCUGCAAAUGCAUCUUAACCAUCACUAACCUCAGCCUGUCUGAUCGAGGCACCUACCGCUGUGAGACCCUCCAUGAUCGCACACAAGUCAAACUCAAUGUGGAGCCAAGGAAGAUCACCAUACGUAAGGGGCUGAUGGACACUGAGACAUUUGAGAGAGAGACAGCAUCCUUCGAGGUGGAGCUUUCUCAUGCUGAUGUGGAGGGUGUGUGGCAGAAAGAUGGUCUGCGUGUCAAGCCUGGUAACACCCGCCGUGUUAGUUCUAACGGACGAGUACAUGGUCUCACUCUCUCCAACCUCACGCUAGAGGAUACGGGGAGCAUUGUCUUCUCAGCAGAGGGUCUGAGAUCUACUGCCAGGCUGCUAGUCAAAGAAACUCCAGUAAUAAUCAUAAAGAAGCUGUCUGAUGUCAGGUUUGAGGAGGGCUCUUCAGUCACUUUGGAGUGUGAGCUGUCUAGGCAAAAUGUAGACGUCAAAUGGCAGAAGAACGGUGUGGAGCUGAAAUCCAAUAAGACUUUGAGGAUUUAUUCCAUGGGACACAAACGCUAUUUACAGAUCCUGGAGUGCAGCAGCUCUGACUCAGGCCUUUAUACCUGUGACAUUGGGGACCUCAGCACAUUCUGCAAACUUGAGGUCUACGAACGUGAAUUAGAGAUCAUAACUGGCUUGAAGGAUCUCUGCAUAAAGGAGGACCAGAAUGCCGUCUUUAUGUGUGAGCUGUCUAUGGAAGACAUGCCUGGAGAAUGGUACAAAGAUGGCAACAAGAUCCGUCCUACUUCUACCAUCAAGACUCGUAGAGAAGGCACAAAGCACUUCCUGCUUAUUUGCGAUGUGAAGGCAGAGGAUUCUGGAGAGAUUAAGUUUGUUUCCAAACAAGUGGAAUCAGUUGCUUAUCUUGAUGUUGAAGAGCUCCCUGCAAGCAUUGUCCGUCCCCUCAGGGACCGCACGGCACUGGAGAAUCAUCGAGUGAUUCUGGAAUGCACUGUUUCAUCCCCACGCUGUGAUGUCACCUGGUACAAAGAAGACGUGGAGCUUGAAUCCACAGAACACAAGGAGAUAAUAAAAGAGGGCUGUUACCACAAACUGGUCAUUCACCAGGUGGCGCUGGAGGACGAAGGAACCUACAGUAUUGAGGUUGGAGAGCUGACAUCUGCAGCCAAGCUGAUGGUGGAAGCCCAGUCUAUCCUAGUGGUGAAGUGUCUAGAGGACGUGGAGGUAAAGACUCCGGAACCAGCUUGCUUCCAGUGUGAAAUGUCCAUGAUCCUCAUAAAGCCCCCCAUCUGGACUUUAAAUGGGGAGACCCUGCAGUCAGGACCCAACAUCAGACUGGAGAGCCAUGGAAAUGUCCACAAACUGACAUUCAAAAACACUACCUCCGAUAUGAGUGGGACAGUCAAGUUUAGCACAGGGAAAGCCAAGACAAGUGCGAAACUGACAGUGCUGCAGUGAAUUAUGCAAGGCUAUGUACUUAAGGACAAAACAAUAGAGAGAAAAACAUUACAUAUGAUCAUAUCCAAUUACAGUAAUUGAAGUAAUGCUCUUUACAUUUUGACCUCAUGUUGACUACAGUGGGGCUAGAACAGUAAUUGGAAGUUUGAGAAAAAUGCUGUAAUGUAAAACUGAGGAUUUGAGGUAAAUCUAAUUGUAUGGGUUUGUUAGCUAGAUGUGAACAGAAUGUAACAGGGAAUGAAUGUCAUUGUAAACUUUAGAUAGACAUGGAAGUGUUAUGGACAUGCACAAUGGUUAAAACAAGAGGGUACUCUUUAUUUAGCUCAAAUUUGUUUUCUUUUUUAUUAAAUCUAUGGAAUCAUGAAUAGAUGAAAUACAACUCAAGUCAAUAAAGAGUAAAAAAGUAUGUUGUGUCUCAUGUGAAUGAAACACUUUUGUAUAGCAUAUAUGAUCUGAGUGAAAGUAAUUUGUUAAUUUGUAUAGGUAAAGUUUAGAAUGAAAUAUUUUGUUAAAUUAAGUGUAGUUAAUCAAGGUCACUAAAUUCAAAGCUAUAUGUUAUUUGAAACUCUUUUUAUGGUAAUACUGGUCUAACACCUGAACCAAUGUGACGUCCCAUAAAUCAGUCAGGCUUCAAAAGUGGGAGAGACUUGAGUCGCUAAGACGGGCGAAAACUGAAUCCAGAUCAUCCGUCCUGAUUCUGCUGGACUUUCUGCAGCCUUUGACCCAGUCAACCAUCAGAUCCUUCUCUCCACCCUCUCCACCCUCUCCUUGCUGGGUAUCACAGGAAUUGUGCUUGACUGGUUUAAUUCCUAUCUCUCAGGUCGGUCCUUCAAAUGAGCCUGGAGAGGGGAGGUAUUCAAGCCACAUAAGCUACUUACUGGGGUACCUCAGGGUUUGGUGCUUGGGCCACUUCUCUUCUCCAUAUACACAACAUCACUGGGACCCAUCAUCCAGGCACAUGGUUUCUCACUGCUACGCUGAUGAUGCAACUCUACUUGUCUUUCCAGGCCAAUGACACCACAGUGACCGCUCGAAUCUCUGCAUGUCUGGCAGACAUCUCAGCCUGGAUGAAGGAUCACCACCUUCAACUCAACCAAGACUGAACUCCUCGUCUUUCCAGCCAACCCUGCUGUUGAACACAACAUCACCAUGCAGCUGGGUACAACUACAGUAACACCUUCCAAAACAGUCAGAAAUCUAGGGGUAACAUCAAUAAUAAGCUAAAUUUCACAGACCACAUCUCAAAGACUGCAAGAUCAUUUAGAUUCUACAAUAUCAUGAAGAUGAGACCCUUUCCUCUCUGUACAUGCCACACAACUGCUCAUUCAGUCACGUGUCAUAACUAGACUGGACUACUGUAACGCUCUCAUUGCAGAACUCGCUGCAUGUGCUAUUAGACCUCUCCAAAUGAUCCAGAAUGCAGCAGCACGUCUGGUCUUUAAUGAACCAAAGAGAGCACAUGUUACACCCCUCCUUGUCUCUCUCCACUGGCUGCCGGUUGAUGCACGUAUUAAAUUCAAGGCUCUGAUGCUGCAUACAGAACAGUCACUGGGUCUGCUCCAACAUACCUAAAGAUGAUUCGCUUAUGUUUUCCUCUUUUGUAAGUUGCUUUGGAUAAAAACGUGAAUAAAUACAACACAAAACUAGGGUCAAACAUCAAAA